CUCUCUCCGGCCCGUACGUUCCUCCAUGGCGUACGAUGGGGCGUCGGGGCCAUACAGGCCUCCGCCGCCGCCGCGUUACGUGAUGCUCACGGAGGAGUACGGAUCCAACGACUCACUGGCGGGGGCCCCGCCGGCCGGGGGUGGUGGCGGCGGCCGCCGCAGCAACCUGCAGCCCCAGUACAGCGAGGACGUCGACGGCGGCUUGUGCGGCUGCCUCUGCUGGUGCUGCUGCUUCCUUCUCCUCGUGAUCGCCGCGGUGGCCGCCACGGCGGCGUACUUCGUGUACGCGUACAGGCCCAAGGCCCCGUCCUACUCCGUCUCCGGCAUGUCCGUGGCGCAGCUCGACGUGAGCGCCUCCGACCUCUCCGUGUACGCCAGGCUGGUGGCGUCGGUCAGCGCCGAGAACCCGAACGACAUGAUCGGGAUCAGGUACGGGCCCGGGUCGCGCACGGUGGUGUCGUACCGCGGCACGGUGCUGUGCUCGGGGAGGCUGCCGGCGUUCUACCAGGGGCACCGGAACACGACGGUGAUGGUGGUCGCCAUGGAGGGGCGGCACGGGUUUGGGUCCGGGCUGCAGAGCGCGCUGGAGGAGAGCGAGAAUGCCGGCAACGUGCCGCUGGACGUGUACGUGAGCGUGCCGCUGACGCUCCGGCUGGGCGACGUCGACCUCCGGGAAGUUACGGUGAACGUGCACUGCGCGCUCGUCGUCGACAGCCUCUCGCCCAAGAAGAAGCCCGCCAUCAAGUCGGCACAGUACAAGUUCAACGCAGAGUUUUGAUAAAGAUUAGAUUAGAUUGAUCGAUUAAUCUCUCAAUUAACGUAGCUAGGCUUGUAAUUAAUUUUUUAAUAUAAUUCAUGCAUAUAUACUGACUACUAGUUGAUUUGUUUAGAUCAGCUGCCUUUCAAAACAACCCGUAAUCGAUCGUACUGUGUAAUGCAUAUUAU
This is a messenger RNA of Oryza brachyantha (malo sina), 945 nucleotides long. Its product is annotated as NDR1/HIN1-like protein 6. Lineage: Eukaryota; Viridiplantae; Streptophyta; Magnoliopsida; Poales; Poaceae. Gene Ontology annotation, cellular component: plasma membrane. Bases 26 to 778 code for a protein of 250 amino acids. The record is from RefSeq and is a predicted model, not a curated record. The transcript has a single exon.